Molecule: messenger RNA, 1137 nt
Organism: Glarea lozoyensis ATCC 20868
Lineage: Eukaryota; Fungi; Ascomycota; Leotiomycetes; Helotiales; Helotiaceae
Product: Pectin lyase-like protein
Exons: 3
Coding region: 1-1137 (378 amino acids)
Biological process (GO): pectin catabolic process
Cellular component (GO): extracellular region
Molecular function (GO): polygalacturonase activity
Source: RefSeq, a predicted model, not a curated record
AUGCCUUCAUUCAUCCAGACCUUGGGGUUGGGCCUCAGCGCCGCACUCCUUGUUGCAGCUUCACCUAUGCCAGCACCUACAACUGGUCCUCAAUUGAACCAGGCAGUGGCUCUUGAGAAGCGAGCAUCUUGCACUUUCACCGACGCAGCUGCCGUCAGCAAGUCCAAGACAUCCUGCGCUACCAUUGUCUUGAACAACAUUGCUGUUCCUUCUGGCACAACUCUGGACAUGACCAAGCUUACUUCUGGUACUCAUGUAAUCUUCCAAGGCAAAACCACCUUCGGUUACGAAGAAUGGUCCGGCCCUCUGAUCUCUGUCUCUGGUGUAGAUAUCACAGUUACUGGUGCUUCUGGACACUCAAUUGACGGUAACGGUGCGGCUUGGUGGGACGGAAAGGGAACGAAUGGUGGAAAGACGAAGCCCAAAUUCUUCUACGCUCAUUCCCUUACUGGCACAUCUUCCAUUUCCAACCUCAACGUCAAGAACACUCCCGUCCAAGGUUUCUCCAUCAACGGUGCUACUGGCCUCACCCUCUCUGGCAUCACAAUCGACAACAGUGCUGGUGACACCGGUGCUUUAGGGCAUAACACUGAUGCUUUUGACGUUGGAUCCAGCACCAACAUCAUUAUCACUGGUGCCAAUGUUAAGAACCAGGACGAUUGCUUGGCGAUUAACUCAGGAACUUCCAUCACUUUCACCAAAGGUACCUGCUCGGGUGGUCACGGUCUAUCCAUUGGGUCCGUCGGUGGACGUGAUGAUAACACCGUCAAAACCGUCACAAUCUCUUCCUCCUCAAUUGUGAACUCUGCGAAUGGUGUCCGUGUCAAGACAGUUUCCGGUGCCACUGGAAGUGUUUCGGGCGUCACAUACAAAGACAUAACCCUCUCCAACAUCUCCGAUUAUGGAAUUGUUAUCGAACAAGAUUAUGAGAAUGGAUCGCCAACAGGAACACCAACAGCUGGUGUCCCAAUCACUGGUUUGACUCUCAAUGGGGUGACCGGAACCGUUGCUUCAGGAGGUACCAACAUCAAGAUCCUUUGCGCCGCCUGCUCGGGAUGGACAUGGACUGGUGUGAGCGUUACUGGUGGUAAGAAGAGCACUGCUUGCAAGGGUGUACCAACUGGUGCUUCUUGCUAA